Molecule: messenger RNA, 705 nt
Organism: Penicillium chermesinum
Lineage: Eukaryota; Fungi; Ascomycota; Eurotiomycetes; Eurotiales; Aspergillaceae
Exons: 1
Coding region: 1-705 (234 amino acids)
Biological process (GO): fatty acid biosynthetic process; secondary metabolite biosynthetic process
Molecular function (GO): fatty acid synthase activity
Source: RefSeq, a predicted model, not a curated record
AUGUUCCAGAAGAACCUGAUACCUCCCCAUUGUCGCUCCAAAGGUGUUCUCAACUAUGGACUCCUGAACGAUCUGCAGGCUCGCGGUGUCCAUAUCGCUCCCCAGUUGACUUCUUUUCCAAGGAGAGGAAGACGCCGAUUGGCUUUUAUAAAUAACUUCAGUGCUGCAGGGGGUAACUCCGCCAUGUUGGUAGAAGACGCCCCUGAACGCUCGGUCGUGAAAAUCAAUGAUAACAGUGUUACUUCCGUCACGACAUCGGUGGUCACUGUCUCUGCAAAGUCGCUGACUUCUUUUGCCAAUAAUAUCAAAAGUCUACUCGCAUGGAUUGAUCAAAAUCCGGACACUCGCCUGGCUGACCUGGCGUAUACCACCACUGCCCGCCGUGUCCAUUACACAUACCGUGUUGGCUUUGCCAUAGACAGCGUGCCUCAUCUACGCCAAAAGCUGCAGGGCUACAUUGAAAAGGGCAGAUCCCCACAAGCAAUUUCCCAUAGGCACCCCCUUUCCAUAGCAUUCGUCUUUACUGGGCAGGGAACGCAAUACAUCGGUGUGGGCGAAAGCCUGUUUGCCGGAUGCAUCCCAUUCCGAAGCCGGCUACAGCAGCUCGAUCAGAUGUGUAUCGCUCAAGGCUUUCCAUCUUUCCUGAGCAUCAUCGAUGGUAGCAUGACGAGCGAUCUCGUGACCCAAUCUCCUGAACAGGGGUGA